AGUGUCAGACAGUGUGUGAGUUGGGCGAUUGCUGGUUCACACUGCUGGAGAAAAGAGACACAGCAGAGAGUUUGGAGAAACUUUACAUGUGUUUGGAGUCACUGAAGACAACACAGCAUAAAGAGAAUUUGAGUCUGCAUUUCACCCUGCAGCCAUGUACAUGGGGAGAUGAGCCUUUACUUUCCUUUGACCCUGUGACUUCUCCUGUCUGUAUGAUGUCCACCUCGGUGAGGGAUCCUCCACAAAGGAGGCGAUCACUCGGCCCUGUUUCACCAAAGCGAAUUUACAGGAACCUGUCUGUCAGGCUGCGGGGCAGAGACACUCCUACUGAGGGGGAGGGGUCUCAGGGGUCCAAUCAUCAUAGCAAAGUGGCAGCUAAUUACUUGUCUCUGUGGGAGGCUGUGGAGAGCGGGGAUGUUUUGGCAGUGCAGACGCUGCUGUGUAAGGAACGAGUGAGCGAGGGAGGAGAGCGAGGAGCUCAGAGAGAGAGGGACGGAGUGGAGGAGAGAGAAAGAGCAGUGAACAGUGUGAAUGAGCAGGGACUGGUUCCUCUGGAUGUAGCCAUCCUUACCCACAAUUCCCCACUGCUGCACGUGCUGGUUAAGGCUGGAGCGAGACACAACCCAAACUUGAGUAGGCCGUGUGAUUGGUCGGCAAAGUUGGAUGGACUGGUCUCUUUGGCUGAACGAAGAGUGGAGGAGAGGAGGGCGGAGCUAAAGGCACAUGGAGUGAAGCUAUUGACACAGACUGACACCCACAGAGAGUUACGCUUGUGGACUCUUCGGCAGGAACUGUACACACGCAUGAGAGAAAGAUUCCACACGAUGGAACCCCCAGGUCCCCCCAGUGCUGUUGGCCUGCAGAUGCUCACUGACACUGCACUCAGUGUGUCCAUAACACCACCGCAAGAACACAUAGCCAGCCUUAUUACCACCUACAGAGUUGAGUGGAGUACCUGUGCAGGUUUUACCCCUCUAACUGGUUGUGGAUUCAUUACUGACACAAAAAACCAUGUGUUCCACAUCACUGGACUCAGCACUGGAGUUCAGUAUUAUGUAAGAGUAUGUGCAUACAGUAUAAAAGGCUGGGGACCACCACGGAACAGCAGCCCACCCAGCACCACCCCCUCCAGCUGGAGGCAGUGCAGCAGCGUCAAAAUCAGAGGGAACAAUCAGGAAGCAGCAAUGCGGAAACUCCUGGAGCAAAUCAGAGAACCCACCUACAGAGGAUACUGUACAGAAAACCCAAGGCAGUUGAACUCAGCUAAGCGCAUGUCCAUGUCCCGUGGGCUCAAACAGUUCUUUCAUUCUGCCACAAAGUUUGUGCGCCUACUGCAGAGAGGUGCAUAUCUGGCAGUUGUGUUCUACCAGAAGGACAAUAUCUUGGUCACAGCUGAAGAUCAGCUCCCAUUGGUAGAGAUUCAAUGCUGCUCCACCUCCAUCACACAGGACUUUCUCUGGUUUGCCAAGCUGUCGUGUGCGUGGCAGCAGGUGUCCUGGCUGCAGCAGGCCAUGUCUUCAUCACUAUCCUCCUCCUCCUCACUUUUACAGAACAGACACUGCAUCCUCAGAGCAAUCAACCAGCUACAGUCCUCACUGGGGUCUGUUGAUUUAGGCCAGGUGUAUUUUGAGCCGCUGAAGGAUCACCAGGGUAACGUGCUGCUUGUGACCUUGAGAGAGGUUGUGACCUCGUUUACCCCUGCUGACCCCCAUCUGCACUGGAGUUCUCUCAAACACCUUGAGGCACGAUGGAGCAGAACACACUUACUGCCAGAACCAACAGCAGUGGAUACACUCACACAACAGCUCAGGAGGAAGUUGGAAUAUCACAGACGGAGCCUCCAGAGAGCUCAGCCUGGUCUGUAUGUUGGAAUCCUGAAGCUGUGCAGUUCAGUGGAGCAGCUCAGGGUGUUAGUGCCCCAGCGUUUACCCAAUCUGCUGUUUAACACACGUGUUCGCAACAACACUCAUGUCUCACGGGAGGAGUGGAGCUGGUUACAGAGGCACUUGAUGGGUGGGGUUGUGACUGAGAGUCCAGGGCAUGAGGCUGAUGGUUUGAUUGACAAUGCUGGAGUGAAGGAGUUUGUGAGAGAUUUGAGGACUGCUGUUACACAGCUACUGACCAAACUCAACAUUCCGUUACACAGGGCAUAUCAGUAUCGGUUGUACACUCAGGAGUUGGUGCAGGUUGGUGAUGAAAUAUCUCUCCUCUUGCUGCUGCCUCCCAGUGAGGAGUUCAGUUCUAGUUUUUGGCCCUUAGAAGGAGUUCUGGACCCUGGGCUCACCAUGCCGCUGCACAUCUUUGAGCUGGUGCAUUUCUGGGCAUACAGUCGUGACCUGCUGUCGCUGUACUGCCAAGCGUGGGUGAGGCUGGAGCUGGACGCAUAUCUUGCCCAGCAAGCUCUGCGAGAGGCACUGGACAGCAAGGAGGUUUCAGAGUCCAGAGAGAGACUUAGCCACAUCACACAGCUCUCUCAGAGUGUGGAGGCUGUGUGGCGUGAGCGACGGUGGAUCAUGGACGUGAUGCAAUGUGUUCGCUCGAGGCAGCGUUUGGGGGCGGUGCCUCUCCACCUUAUUAUGGGCUCGCAGCCAAUCAAAUCACCCCAUGAGGAAGAGGUGGAACAACAGCUCCACCUAUCACAAACACACACUCACGUACUCAGCACAACAGCGGACACUGUUAGCUCUUCGGAUACCCACACACACGCUGGGGCGACAGCACCAGUGGACAUCCCAGGCAUCUCUGAGGUCACUGAAAAUGAAAGGACUCACCUCUGCAUGUCCCCUUCAUCAUAUUUAACUUGCACUGCCAUCAGCCAAAGCAUCCCUGACACUCAUCACUAUGGAAAUGAACCCUCUAACCACAGCAGCGGAACAUUCCACCACAGCGGCAAUGGUAUCCACCACAUUCACUCUUGCCCAGAAUUUUCCGCUUUUCCUUCAUCAUCCCUGUCUAUUUCAGAGGAGGAGAAGGAGGAGAAAGAAGAUAAAGAACAGAAUCUUGGGGAAGAGACAGUGGAGUUACUUGAGAAUUUGAACUUUCAGGAGGAAAACAUGGAGCUAAUGUCUGAUCUGGAAUUGGUUCUGGAAAAUAAAGACCACACAGAUCUAUAUGCUAACUCGGUCAAAAACACUGAUCUUGAAUCAGUUCAAGCACCAAACCAAGCAUUUUUUUGUCAAAAUGCAUUUAGAAACGGUGAUCCAGAUUCAGCUCUGGAGGAUGCAAACUGUGCUGCUAUCUGUGCUAGCACAGUCAGAAAGCCUGAUCUAGAAGCUGUUCUGCUGGAUACACACCAUCCAACCAACUGUACUACUGUAGUGACAUACACUGAUCUAGAAUCAGUUCACUCUGCUAAUGAAAUUGCUAAUGCAAUUAGAAAUGUUGAUCUAAAGACUGAUCACUGUGCUAAUGCGGUCUUAAACACUGAUCUAGGGUCAGCUUACUGUACUUAUGCUUUCAGAGACACUGAUCUAAAAUUAGUCCACUGUGUUAAUGAAGACAGAGACACUGAUCUGGAAUUAGUUCACCAAGCUAAUGCUGUAGGUGACACAGAUCUAGAAACAGUUCAUUGUGCUAAUGUGGUUAGAGACACUGAUCUGGAAUCAGUUCUGGAAGUUUCUGUGUGUGUCAGAACCACUGAGAGAGCAGCUGAAGAACAACAGGUGACCACAAGGAAACACGAGCUUGAAACUGUUUGCUAUACUUAUGUAACCAGAAGCACUGAUCUAGAGUCAAUUCACUGUGCUAAUGCAGUGAUAAACACUGAUUUAAAAACAGCUCACUGUGCUAAUGCACUCAGAGACACUGAUCUGGAACUAGUUCACUGUGAUAAUGCAAACAGACACACUGAUCUGGAAUUAGUUCACUGUGAUAAUGCAGUCACAAAUGCUGAUCUAGAAUUAGUUUGUUGUGCUAAUACAGUCAUAAACAUGGAUCUAGGGUCAGUUCACUGUGCUAAUACAGUUACAGACAGUGAUCAAAAAUCAGUUUAUUGUGCUAAUGCAGACAGAGAUGCUAAAAUAGAAUUAGUUCAUUGUGGUAAUUCAGGCAGAGACACCGAUCCACAAUCACUUGACUGUGCUAAUGCAGUCAGAGACACUGAUCCAGAAUCAGAUCAAUGUGUUAAUGCUGUCAGAGACACUGUUCUAGAAUCAAUUCAAUGUGCUAAUGCAGUCAGAGGCAGUGAUCCAGAAUUAGUCUGCUGUGCUAAUGCAGUCAAAGACACUCCUCCAGAAUCAGUUCAGUGUGCUAAUGCAGUCAGAGACACUGAUCCAGAAUCAGUCUGCUGUGCUAAUGCAGUCAAAGACAGUGAUCUACAAUCAGUUCAGUGUGCUAAUGCGGUCAGAGACAAUGAUCCAGAAUCAGAUCAAUGUGUUAAUGCUGUCAGAGACACUGUUCUAGAAUCAAUUCAAUGUGCUAAUGCAGUCAGAGACACUGAUCCAGAAUCAGUCCACUAUGCUAAUGCAGUCAGAGACAGUGAUCUAGAAUCAGUUCAGUGUGCUAAUGCAGUCAGAGACACUGAUCCAGAAUCAGUCCACUAUGGUAAUGCAGUCAGAGACAGUGAUCUAGAAUCAGUUCAGUGUGCUAAUGCAGUCAGAGACACUGAUCCAGAAUCAGCCCACUAUGCUAAUGCAGUCAGAGACAGUGAUCUAGAAUCCGUUCAAUAUGCUAAUGCAAACAGAGAGACUGAUCCAGAAUCAGCACACUGUGCUAAUGCAGUCAGAGACAGUGAUCUAGAAUCAGUUCAAUAUGCUAAUGCAAACAGAGACACUGAUCCAGAAUCAGCACACUGUGCUUAUGCAGUCAGAGACAGUGAUGUAGAAUCAGUUCAAUGUGUUAUCGGAGAGACUGAUCUAGAAUCAGUUCUGGAAGCUUCUGUGUAUGUAGGAGGCAUUGAGAGAUCAGCUACAGUACCCCAGUUGACCAUGACAGGGUGCAGUUUGCCGACCAGGAUCCUGGUAGAGUGGGUGACCACAUCAUCCAGUCAGGAGGUUAAACAGUAAUGCAAAUGAGUUGAGCACUGACUGACUUUAAUAAUUGAGUAUAUGUAACUGAAUUACUUGAUGGGUAUUCAGUGAACUGUGAGGAAGAACAGAAAAAAUAACUUCACAGCAAUUAGACUUUCCUCCAGUUGAUUGUGUACAUUUAUGUUUGGGGAAUAAUAUACUGAAAUAUUAAAUGCACAGCAAAACUUUAUUUAAAGUGUAAACAUAAUUUUGUUACAGUACAUUUAGAGUUUUUACACAGUACAAACGUGUUAAACUGGUCAGUAAUUUAAACUGAGUGAUUAUAGAAUAAUACUGGCAUCUGGAACAGUUAACCCAGUAAUACCCUUGCCCCUUAAUUUAUUGUAAACACUGUCAAAGUGCAACUCUGUUGCUUCUAUAUUUGUUUAAUAGAAAGUUGAGUUUUUAAUGACAAAUUUAAUGAUGAGUUUUAAAGAUAAACAUCUCCAUGAAAUAGAGUCAAACACUUUGACAUUAAUAACAGAUUGCUUCUCUGGAGUCUGUGGGUGUGAAUGUUCUGUUGAAGCACUGUUUAUCCCGUGGAAGGUUUAGAUUAGUAUUGUUUUCUGUGUAGAUAUUAAGCCAUAAUGCUGUGGAUGUUGUAAUAUUUACUGCUACUGUACUAAUAACAUGUUGUUUUGCUUGUAAUAUUAAAGUUUUGAAUGAAAAUGUG
Molecule: messenger RNA, 5679 nt
Organism: Pygocentrus nattereri (red-bellied piranha)
Lineage: Eukaryota; Metazoa; Chordata; Actinopteri; Characiformes; Serrasalmidae
Exons: 18
Coding region: 87-5003 (1638 amino acids)
Biological process (GO): regulation of establishment of bipolar cell polarity; establishment of mitotic spindle orientation
Cellular component (GO): spindle
Molecular function (GO): protein binding
Source: RefSeq, a predicted model, not a curated record